Molecule: messenger RNA, 102 nt
Organism: Heterostelium album PN500
Lineage: Eukaryota; Evosea; Eumycetozoa; Acytosteliales; Acytosteliaceae
Exons: 2
Coding region: 1-102 (33 amino acids)
Source: RefSeq, a predicted model, not a curated record
AUGUUAACAAUUGUUGGUGUUUUAGAAAAGAUCUCCUCCUAUGUCGUCAAAGAUGACGGAGGAUCCGCAACAACUGCUGACAAGACCGUUGCCGGUGCUUGA